This is a messenger RNA of Erythranthe guttata (spotted monkey flower), 2023 nucleotides long. Its product is annotated as Pentatricopeptide repeat (PPR-like) superfamily protein. Gene Ontology annotation, molecular function: protein binding. NCBI's taxonomy places the organism in Eukaryota, Viridiplantae, Streptophyta, Magnoliopsida, Lamiales, Phrymaceae. The record is from RefSeq and is a predicted model, not a curated record.
AGCUCCAAAAAAACUCCCUGAGAGCAGAGAUGAGAAAACCCCUCUUAAAACCCCUCUCCUCCGCCAUACCCACAUUCCUCAAAAGGGAAUAUUCUUCUUCUUCUUCUUCCUUCACACCACCUCUCCCUCCUCCAGAAUGGGUUCAACCCUUGAACGAUCUUUCCGACCUCAUUUCUUCUGAUCCCAAACCAGACCUCAAACCUUCCCCAUGGGUUCCCAAAAUCCUCCAUUUUCUACAGACCACCACCACCACCCUCGAACAAGACCUCACCCUCUUCUGCAAAAAGUACUUAAUCAAACUCCCUCCCACUUUCGUCGCCUACAUUCUCAAGAAAUCCGACCAUCUCCCCAACUGCCCCGAAUCCGCCUUCCGUUUCUUCAAUUGGGCCUCCAAUCAAAAAGGGUACUCCCACAAUCUCGAAUGCUAUGUUUUCUUGAUUGAGAUUCUGUGUUCGGAUUGUCAAUUCGAUAGAAUUAAGUUUGUUUUCAAUGAGUUGCAGAGUAAAGGGUUUCUAAUGAAUGCGUACGCAGCUAAUUCUCUUAUUCGGAGCUUCGGAAAUGGCGGUAUGGUUGAGGAGUUGUUGUGGGUUUGGCGAAGAAUGAACGAAAACGGCGUCGACCCGAGUUUGUACACUUACAAUUUCCUCAUGAACGGUCUCGUUUCUUCUAAUUUCAUCGAGUCGGCCGAGCGUGUUUUCGAGGUUAUGGAAAACGGGAAAGUGAAGCCGGACGUCGUCACGUAUAACACCAUGAUUAAAGGAUACUGCAAGUCCGGGAAUCUAAAGAGAGCCGUCGUAAAAUUUCACGAUAUGGAGGUCAAGAAUUUGGAGCCCGAUAAAAUUACCUUCUUGACUUUGAUGCAGGCUUCUUAUUCCGACGAGGAUUAUCAUUUUUGCUUGAGGUUGUAUAACGAGAUGCGGGAUAAAGGAGUCGAGAUUCCUCCGCACGCGUAUAGUUUAGUGAUCGGCGGACUUUGCAAGGAGGGAAAGUCGACGGAAGGAUACACGGUUCUCGAGGAUAUGGUCGCAAAGGGGUGCGUGCCGAAUGUGGCUAUUUACACUGCACUUAUUGAUGCGUAUGCGAAGAGUGGCGAUUUGGAUAUGGCGAUGAGGCUGUUUGAAAGAAUGCGAAACGAAAGGUUUGAGCCGGACGAGGUUACGUACGGUGUAGUGGUGAAUAGUCUUUGUAAGAACGGAAGAUUGGAGGAGGCGAUGCAGUGGUUCGAUUACUGUAAACUGAAUAACGUUGCUAUCAACGCUGUCAUAUAUUCGAGCCUAAUCGAUGGCCUUGGAAAGGCGAAGAGAUUGGAAGAGGCCGAAGAACUCUUUGAAGAUAUGGUUAAGAACGGAUGCACUCGUGAUUCGUAUUGCUAUAACGCGCUUAUCGAUGCGUUUGCCAAGACCGGGAAAAUCGACGAAGCGUUGGCGCUUUUCAAGCAAAUGGAAGAUGAAGAUUGCGAUCAAACCGUGUACACAUUCACGAUAUUAAUUAACGGGUUAUUUAAAGAACGCCGUAACGAGGAGGCGUUGAAAAUGUGGGAUGUGAUGAUAGAUAAGGGGAUCACUCCGACAGCUGCUUGUUUUCGGGCGCUUUCGACGGGACUUUGUCUUUCGGGCAAAGUUGGACGAGCUUGUAAGAUUUUGGAUGAGCUGGCGCCUAUGGGUUUCGUGUUGGAGACGGCGUUUGAGGAUAUGCUGAAUGUGUUGUGCAAGGCUGGUCGAAUAACGGAGGCGUGCAAGUUGGCUGAUGGGGUUAUUGAUAGGGGGAGAGAAAUCCCGGGGAGAGUUCGUACUGUUAUGAUAAAUGCGUUGAGGAAGGCGGGGAAUGCUGACCUGGCGAUGAAGUUGAUGCAUAGUAAGAUUGCUAUAGGGUAUGAUAGGGUACGGAGUGUUAAGAAGCGAGUCAAGUUUCGAAAUCUUGUCGAGAGUUGAUGAGUCUGUUGUGCUUAAAUUAUGGUUAUGAAGAAUUGUCGUUUGGUUUUUACUUUUUUGAACAACCAAUUGGAGUCUUUUUACCUCGAAGA